UUUCCAUGACAAGUUGACAGCUAUUAACCAAUCACAGUUUUGUACGGUUCUUAAACUCGGUUAUUCGUGGUUAUUAUUCACCUAACCUGUUAACUGUUAAUUAUUACGGUUACGUUAAAUAGCUACAUCUCUAAUCUCCGAAAUAGCUUACAACACUUACUGGAUUACUGGAAAUUAAACUCAUAUGGAUAAAGAGGUUGUUAAUAAUGUUGAAGCUUCGGAAAGUGAAGAAUUAGCGAAGAAAAAAAAGAAGAGCAAAAAACAUAAGAGAAAGAGGAAAACAACCAGUAAUGAUGAUGACAUAUCCUCCAAGAAAAGGAAGAAAUCAAAGAAAGAAAAAAUCAAAAGUCCAAAGCCAGAAAGUCAAACUUCUCUGUCCGAUGUUGAAGAAUUAGUAACAAAAUCACAGCAACAGACGUCUCAUAAAAAAUCGUCACAUUCCUCACCUGUUACAGAGAAAGAAUCGAUAACAAAUAAAGCACCAAAGGCAAAGAAUGGAGAUGCAGGAUCAAAUAGAGAAGUAAAGAAUAAACCUAAUUCAAAAUUGAAUAAAAACGAUGGUUUGGAAACAAUUUCAUCGAAUUCUGGAACCGAAAAUUAUCAAGAAGAUUGUGCAAGUCCUGAAUUGGCCUUAAUAGAAGAUGAUUUAAAUCUUGAAGAAUUGAUGAAACAAAAAGAACUUUUGCAAGCUCGUUUAGUUGCCUACUAUUCAGAAAAGAGUGAAGAUGAGGGGGAAUGCAAGGAUACAAAUGAUUCAGAAGCAACUGAUACUAAAGCAACAAAUGAAGAAAGUCGCACACCAACACUUAAGAAGAUACAUAAAGACCGUGAUCACAAUACAAAACUAACAAGUAAGCACAAGUCAAGCAAAGAACAUUCUUCGGAAAGGAAAACGGAUAAACACACAAACAAACACCAUAAAGAAGAUUUAAGAGAUGUGAUAAAAAGAGAGAAAAAAGGCGAGAGAAGAACUGAAGAAUGGAAAGAGACUAGAGACCAUCGUACGCGGAAAGACUUGGAACGCUAUACACCUACUUACAGAGAAAGGGAACGAGAUCGCGAAAGAAAACGUGAAAGAGAAAGGGAAUCAGACCGAGAAAGAGAACGGGAGAAGGAACGAGAUCGUGAAAGAAUGAGACGAUCAUUGGCAUACAAAAAGAAGGAAAGUGAAAGAAGUAGCCAUCGUUCAAGGGAAAGGUAUUCACCUGUUGGUCGGCGAGAUCGACGAGCGGAAUAUCGUAGAUCCCGCAGCCGAGACCAUAGAGCACGUUCAAAAGAUUCCAAAUUAGAUUACAGAGAUAGACAUAGGGUAGGUUAUAAGCAAUCUUCGCAUGAAGCUUCACAAACUAUAGUUAGUUCAAGUGAUGAAGAACUGGAUAUAUCUGUUCAAACUGAUGAAGAGGAAGAAACUGAAGAACAAAUCAUAGAACGGCGAAGGAAACAACGUGAAGAACUGAUGAAGCUACUGGGUGGAAAAGAUAAUAGUGUAACCAGCGGCAAACUUACACCACCAUUAACGGAAAUUAAACAAAAAACACCAAAUGAACAUUCAAAAGAAGUUACUGCUGCCAAAGAAAGUGAAGUUAUAGUCACUCCGGAGCCAACCAAAAGCGUUGUAAAAAUAGAUGAUAAAGCACAUGAUAAUGACGCCUCAAAUAACUCUGAUAAUACAAAUGAAAAUUCUUCAGCUGAUGAAAAGAAAGGUAAAGGAUGGGAUAUGUUUGCAGAUCAAGACAACUUUAAUAAUUUCACUACUCCAACUGCUAGAGAAACUACUACUAAAAAUACUAUAGAGAAUCCAUCUCUCAAUGACAAUUGGGAUGAUGCAGAAGGCUACUACAGAGUUCGCAUAGGAGAGACGCUCGAUAACAGAUAUACGGUAUAUGGGUACACAGGCCAAGGUGUGUUCUCCAACGUCGUACGAGCUAGAGAUUUGAUCAGAGGCAGCACUGAUGUAGCAGUCAAAAUUAUAAGAAACAAUGAAAUAAUGCAUAAAACUGGAUUGAGAGAAUUGGAAAUUUUAAAGAAAUUAAAUGAUGCGGAUCCUGAAGACAAGUACCACUGUCUCAGAUUGUUCCGGCACUUUUUCCACAAACGGCAUUUGUGCAUGGUGUUAGAGCCAUUGUCUAUGAACUUGAGGGAAGUUUUAAAGAAAUAUGGCAAAAAUAGUGGAAUACACAUCAAAGCUGUACGAAGUUAUACUCAACAAAUAUUAUUGGCUUUGAAAUUGCUGAAAAAAAGUAAAAUUUUGCAUGCGGACAUUAAGCCUGAUAAUAUUUUGGUAAACGAAAGUAAGCUGGUUUUGAAACUUUGUGACUUUGGUGCGGCGUCACAUAUUACUGAUAAUGAAAUAACCCCAUAUCUGGUAUCUAGAUUCUACAGAGCGCCUGAGAUUAUAUUGGGAGUACCUUACGACUAUGGCAUAGAUAUGUGGUCUACCGCUUGCACAAUAUAUGAACUGUCGACAGGUAGAAUAAUGUUUAGUGGUAAAUCAAACAAUGAAAUGCUGAAAUAUUUUAUGGAAUUAAAAGGGAAGAUACCAAACAAAAUCGCGAAGAAGGGCCAAUUUAAAGAACAACAUUUUGAUGCAAAUUGCAACUUUUUAUACCAUGAAUUGGAUAAGAUCACAGAAAGGGAAAAAGUGGUAAUAAUGUCAAGUAUCAAGCAAACUAGAGAUUUGCAGUUAGAAUUAUCGCCUCCACACCAUCGCCUGCCUCCAGAGGAAGCUAAAAAAAUAGCCCAAUUAAAAGACCUUCUUGAAAGAAUGCUUAUGCUUGAUCCUUCAAAGCGAGCAUCCGUCAACCAUUGUCUCACCCAUCCAUUUAUACAAGAGAAAAUUUAAAUAUCCAUUUGUUAAAUAUUCAUAUAAUUGUCAAUAGAUUAAUGUAACAUUGAAUAUAUGAAAUCAUUGCUUGUUGUCUAUAGGACAGAUGAAUUAUUUAAUAUUAGAUUGUGAAAAGUACAUGUUUCACCAAGUGUUGAUCUACUGGGGCUAUAGUAAAUAUUUUAAGAUUACCAUAAUCUAUUUAAAAACCAUAAAUAGUUCAAGAAAAAAUAAUUAUUGUUGUAUGUUGAACUAAAAAUAUGUCUGCGUGCGUUUUUCUUGUUCGUGAUUAAUGCAUCAGGCAGCAUAUGUUAGUUGUUAAGAAACGAGAAACUUUUUUCACUUUGCAAUCUAUCGUUUUCCAUUCACCCCGCCUCCAAUCCUUAACAUUAGUAGUUCAUUUUUCCACAUGUGUAUAUGUCAUGUAGACUUUAGAAAAUCCAUUAGAUAUCUGAAUUUAUUACAACAAGAAGUUUGUAUUUCAUAGGAUAUUUUAGUUGAUAGUACUUAAAGAGUUACGAAAGUCAAGCAAACAGUGGUUAUAAAAAAAUAAUCAUUCUAUAAUUUUGUGAAAAUGAAAAGUAUGCCCUGUGUUUUGUUAAUUAUCAUCUGUAUGUGUUAAUGAAUUGAUGUAAUAAUUGCAUAAAAUAUAAAGUAAU
Molecule: messenger RNA, 3483 nt
Organism: Papilio polytes (common Mormon)
Lineage: Eukaryota; Metazoa; Arthropoda; Insecta; Lepidoptera; Papilionidae
Gene: Prp4k
Product: serine/threonine-protein kinase prp4
Exons: 10
Coding region: 185-2842 (885 amino acids)
Biological process (GO): peptidyl-serine phosphorylation; peptidyl-threonine phosphorylation; mRNA cis splicing, via spliceosome
Molecular function (GO): ATP binding; protein serine/threonine kinase activity
Source: RefSeq, a predicted model, not a curated record